Molecule: messenger RNA, 1943 nt
Organism: Morone saxatilis (striped sea-bass)
Lineage: Eukaryota; Metazoa; Chordata; Actinopteri; Moronidae
Exons: 4
Coding region: 579-1280 (233 amino acids)
Biological process (GO): vesicle-mediated transport
Cellular component (GO): vesicle; trans-Golgi network; Golgi apparatus
Molecular function (GO): GTP binding; GTPase activity
Source: RefSeq, a predicted model, not a curated record
GGAGAUGUGCACACUGACCGCAGGCUUAACAGAUAACAGCACCAAAGUUGGUGUGUUGUUUUUUCUUCAUCUUCUUUGGCUUGGCCACGAAAGCGUUUUACAUGCAGCAAGUUCUUCUUUUUUUUUUUUUUUACAGUUAGAAAGUUUGAGCGCAGAGUUUCCCAUGAACACACGCUGGGACUGUAACGAUGAUAAAACAACAUGAAACGCGUUAUUAUAUAACAGGCUUUUCCUGUGCGUGGUCGUUUUGUGUCUGCAAGGCUCAAUAGUGAGUUUUUGGCGACUUUUAUUUUGAAAUAUUCACUUUUUAUAUAACAUUUAUUGAAAUUGCCUCCUCAUUGGGGUUCACGGUGCGCAUUAGAGCGCUUUAAAAGUGCAUUACGCAGCUUAUUCUUUAACUCAGGAGUCAAAUAUUUCAAGUGUUACACGUUGUUGCAGCUGUUUGCCUCCAUACAUGACUUCAGACCGACUCUCGCUGGCCAAACCCUCCGCGUUUUGCAACUGUCCUCCAUGCGGAACCCAUAAUUGGAGACCUCACUGUGCCAUCCACUCUGCGCGCGCUCUCACUCGGUGCAGUAAUGAUGCAGCAGCACGAGCGCCUGCUCAAAGUCUUGGUCAUCGGCGACCUCGGGGUCGGUAAAACGUCCGUGAUAAAGCGCUACGUGCACCAGGUCUUCUCCCAGCACUACCGGGCCACCAUAGGAGUGGACUUCGCCCUCAAAGUGCUCAACUGGGAUCACAAGACGGUGGUGCGGCUGCAGCUGUGGGACAUCGCCGGGCAAGAACGCUAUGGCAACAUGACCCGUGUGUAUUACAGAGAGGCGGUAGGGGCCCUCGUCGUCUUCGACAUGACCAGACUGUCCACGUUUCAGGCCGUCCUCAAGUGGAAGGGAGACCUGGACUCAAAGGUUGCCCUUAGCAACGGGAGGUCGGUUCCAGUCGUGCUAUUGGCCAACAAGUGUGACCAGCGGCGUCAUGGGUUGUGCCCCAAGCUGCCCAAACUGGAGAACUUCUCCAGAGAGUACGGAUUCGUCGGCUGGUACGAAACCUCCGCCAAGGACAACACCAACAUUGACGCAGCCAUCACGUGCUUGGUAAAGAACAUCAUGUCCAUGGAGGAGGAGAGAGCCUUGAGUGAUGCAACAGCCUCCACCGCCAAAACCGAAGCAGAAGGCAGCGUUCUGGUUCUGCCUCGCUUCGACUACAACGUUAAGGAGAAGGGACUCGGUGGGUGUUCAGGGUGUUCCUCACUUAAACCCAGAGACGGAGACAACGACUGAUUGAUGUUUCUGAACCAAGAGACUGGAAAGAGACGAGAGGAGAUUACUUUGAUGAAUGAUGAAUAUGUUCUAACUUAAAGCUGCAUCCCCUUCCUCCAUCCCUUUGUUCUCACAAACAAAUUUCCUCUGAGAUGUUAGAAGAAGUUUUUUAGAAAAACGUUUUUUUAUUUAAUAAAAUAAUUGUUUUAUUUUUGCAACCAAAAUUGAGUUAAAAGUUAGUUCCAUUAUUAUUAUAAAUGUAUUAUGGCUUUGACUCAUGUUUUUAUGAACAAUUUGAAGGAUUUUGUCUACAAUACAGCAACACUUUACAAGCUUGAGACACGUGAGUUUUAAUUUCUUGUUUUAUUAAAGGAUUCAAUCCUUUUACUUGUGAAUAACAGAUUGAAAGUAAUUAUACAAUUGUUUUAUAUUCAUAAAAGUGCACUUUCUAAUCAUAUCUUUUCUAUAUCUCGUCCAAACACAAGUUAUUUUUUUUGGCUUUGAUGCUUUUGUUGUACAAAACAAACAGUGCGUGUGAUUUCUCUUUGAAAAUAAGAAAAACAGGAUUUAAAUGUAUUUAAACAAUAUCAAUUUAAUUCAGUUGGAUUUGAUAAAACUUUAUUUGUAUAGUGCCAAUUCAUAAUAAAAGUUAUCUCAGGACACUUAGGCAGGUCUAGACCAUAG